AAAAAACAGAUCUCGGAGUCUCGGACCUCUUCUCAUGUUACGAACAGUUGCUACAAUUGCUAUUAGAAGAAUGAUUAACCCAUGUUUAUUUGUUACAUCGUCUACAAAAUUAUUAAACAAUUAUGGAUUGGCAAGAUAUUACUUCACGAGUCUUAAAAGAGGAUAUAGCGUCUUCCCAUCCAAUUAUGUUAGACCAGUAUAUAGUAAAGAAGAACAAGAAACUCUUUUUCAAAGCGAUGAAGCAAAGAAGAUUUUACAUGAGCGAGUGAAACCAGCAUUAGUCACUGACACAUGCUCCGAAUUUUAUGAUAAAAGAGUGCUGAAAUUUAUUAAUACCCUUAUGAAGAAUGGAAAUAAGAAAUUAGCGACAACAUUGGUAACUAAAACUUUCGAAAAUGUCAAAAGAAUACAACUGGAGCGUUAUCACAAAGCAACAAGCGAAGCAAAAGCUGAAAUUGAAUUGGAUCCAUUUGUGGUUUUCCACCGUGCUGUCGAUAAUUGUAUACCGAUUUUACAUUUAACAGGUUGUAGGAAAGGAGGAAUCACAUAUCAGGUUCCCAUUCCAAUUACACCUAUAAAAGCACAGCAUAAAUCCAUGUUAUGGUUAAUUCAAGCUGCAAAUGAAAAAGACUCCAAUUUGAGAUUUUAUGAUGUAUUAGCCAAGGAAUUAGUAGCAGCUUCUCAGAAUCAGGGUCGUGCGGUUAAAUGGAAGCAAGAAUUACACAAGAAAUGUCAAGCUAACCGGGCUUAUGCACACUUCAGAUGGUUGUAGAUAACAGUGAAUUCAAUCACUUGAAUUCAAUCAGAUUAAUAUAUAUUAAGGCUCAAAUACAAUGAAAAAAAAAUAAACAAGAAGUAACAGAUUUCAACCUAUCAAAGACCUACAUUCUGGUUUCUGGUUAAAAAUUUGUUAUUCUUUGCUCCUUAUUUCUUUUAUUAUUUUUGAGCACCCCAAAUACAGUAAGAUAAUAUGGUCAAUUUUACCAUUUAUAAUUAGCUUGAUUGGUCUAUUAAGUGUCAAUUGUAAUUUGUUAAUUCUACUUAACAAGAAAUAUUCAAAUUGAUUAGAGAUGGUGAAACCAGCCCAUAAUCAACUUUUGACGAUGAAAUAAUAUAUUUUGUUAAAUAAUAUGUGACAAUAUCAUUACUCAGCACUCAGUAAUGAUAUUGUCACAUUAUUUAACCAUAUAUAUUCUUUCAAAUUGUAUGGAUUCACACAUGUGACUGCAUUAAU
Messenger RNA from Mycetomoellerius zeteki, 1234 nucleotides. It is a transcript of the gene mRpS7, whose product is annotated as mitochondrial ribosomal protein S7. The coding region runs from base 35 to 772 and encodes 245 amino acids. NCBI's taxonomy places the organism in Eukaryota, Metazoa, Arthropoda, Insecta, Hymenoptera, Formicidae. Gene Ontology annotation, biological process: translation. The transcript is spliced from 5 exons. The record is from RefSeq and is a predicted model, not a curated record.